AUGUCUUUAAAACGUCUAGUUGCUGCCACUUUGUCUGUUGGUUCAGUUGGCUUGAUCGGAUCUAACUACUUUUCUCACACUAAAAACUCCAUGAUCCUUCCUACAACAACCAUUCAAGCUGAAACACCAAAGGUUGCUAAUAAUUCAAUGAUCAAUAAGAGAGUUGCAAUUAUUGGCAGUGGAAUUUCUGGUUCUGGCUCUGCCUACUUUCUCUCCGAAUUGGUUGAUGAGAUGAAUAGAAGAGAAAAUGAUUCCUCUUCUUCUUCACCAGAGCCAAAUUCCAAUUCUCAAGAAAUGAAGAGAGAAAUUGAAUUGGUGGUUUAUGAGAGGGAUGAUCGAGUUGGAGGUCGUUUGAAGGAAAUGGUCUUGUAUCAGGAUGAGAAGGAUCCAUACAAGUAUUCAUAUGAAGUGGGUGGAUCAUCUGUCAUUUUGGAAAACAAGUACAUUUUGGGCUUGAUUGAAAAGUUUAAUUUGACAUUGGAAGAACCUCAUUUUAAUGUCAGAAUUGGUAUAUUUAAUGGUGACGAAAAGAGAAUGGUAUUUUGUGAAUCUGACAGUUGGUGGAAGACUGCAAUUAGAGGAGCAUGGAGAUAUGAUUUUGGUAUUCCUCUCUUCUUAUUGAAGAGAAGUGUUAAUUACUACUUGUCAAAGGAGAGAUUUUUAAAUAUUUACAAACUCCAAGAAUUGCCAUCGACUGGUCCAUUAAAUGCAGAAACAUUGAGUAAGGUCUAUACAUGGGAAAGUACUGAAGAUUUUUGUCAAGAUACUGGAAUGAGUGAUUUGACCAAAUUGACUUUCUAUGAAUAUGCAAGAAAUAAUUGGAUUCAAGAACGUUUUAUCAAGGAAUAUUGUGAUCCAAUUUUGAGAAUCAAUUAUAUGCAAAACUCUGAUCAAAUCAGUGCCUAUGGAGGAAUUAUUGGAUUAGCUGGAGCAGUUUCUGAUUUUAGACAUGUUCUUGAAGGAACCUCAAAAGUUCCACUUGGUUGCAUUGAAUCAAUUCCAAAAGAUCGAUUGACCUUAAAGUUGAAUAGUGAAGUUUCUGAAAUUUCAUUCGAUCCAGCAUCAAACAAGUAUUCUCUCAAGAGUGGAAACAAUUCUGAACUCGGUCAAUUUGAUUAUGUAAUUGUUGCAACUCCACUCGAGUUUACAAAUAUCAAAUUUGAAAAUAUCAAACUUCCUCCAUCUGCCUUACAAAAACGUGAUAUGAAUAUUCUGAUUACUAGCAUUAUUCGUGCAAAGGACUUGAACAAGAAUUAUUUUGGAACUGAUUGCUCUGAAUCAGAUGUGUAUAUUACAACAAUGAAACCACUUUUGACCAAAUAUCUACCACUCAAUAAUAUUGCACCUAUUGGAAAGACACCUGAUGAAUCAGAAAGAAUAUUCGAAUCGUAUAGUCAUGAGCCACUUUCAACCAAAACAUUACAGGAAAUGUUUGUUGGAGCCACAUCAGUAGUUCAACAAGUUUGGAAACAUGGAAGUUAUCCAAUUCUCAAACCAAAUAAUAUUCAACCUCCUGUCAAACUCCACAAUAAUAUUUACUAUACGAAUAGUGUUGAAAGUGUUGUCAGUACUAUGGAAACUAACCUAAUCUCAGCAAAGAAUGUAUCCCUCCUCAUUGCAAAGAAUAUGGUUUCUCAAAAGUAA
Molecule: messenger RNA, 1644 nt
Organism: Naegleria gruberi
Lineage: Eukaryota; Heterolobosea; Eutetramitea; Acrasida; Naegleriidae
Exons: 2
Coding region: 1-1644 (547 amino acids)
Biological process (GO): prenylated protein catabolic process; prenylcysteine catabolic process
Molecular function (GO): prenylcysteine oxidase activity
Source: RefSeq, a predicted model, not a curated record